Papaver somniferum (opium poppy) is the source of this 1432-nucleotide messenger RNA. RefSeq lists its product as uncharacterized. The record is from RefSeq and is a predicted model, not a curated record. Lineage: Eukaryota; Viridiplantae; Streptophyta; Magnoliopsida; Ranunculales; Papaveraceae. The transcript has 4 exons. Bases 174 to 587 code for a protein of 137 amino acids.
CCUGCCUUCAGGAAAAUCGGGAGUGUUCUUUUUGGUGUAAAAUAACAGCUACAUCUCUACGAGCAACUCAAAAGAACUCGUUCUCCUUAAAAGAAAAACUAAAAAAAAAUUCACCCGAAUCACUUAAAACCCUUAAACAAUCAAUCAAUCCUGCUCUGUCCAGAUCUUCACCAAUGUCCUCGUAUGAUGCUUAUCUCCAAUUCAUAUGUCUUUAUAUAGUUGUGUCUUCUCAUCCACCAUCAUGGUCUACUCAAGACAAGAUACAGUUAGGGUUUUUCGUCUUUGGUAUUAUUUUGAAUCUUCGCAAUCAAUUCAUUAUCCGUCCAAAGAAAUACGAGGCGGAGGAUGAAAAAUAUGAUUUAGAGGCUGAAAUGUUCAAGAUUUUGGGUAAUGAUACCACUGGAUGGAGUAAGAAAUUAAUAGAGAAGAAAAAGCGUAAGAUUGCUGCUUUGAGAAAGAAGAUUGGUACGCUUCAAAUUUGGCAUUUGUUAAGUGGGCAUAAAUAUGGCUUGAAAGAUAUGAAAGCCAUCAAAUUAUUCCAUCCUGAAUUCAGGAAAAUGCACACAAGGCCACCUUUGAUCCAUUAAUGAAUCUUCGACGAACUCCAUUGAAGGUACAUCUUCUCAGUUGCUACCAUCUCCUUGAUUUAAUUCUGUAUUGCUACCUGGAGUGUUUACCAGACCUACAACAGUAUUCCCCAAGCCUCACCACCUUGAUACUUUUCAACACUAAUUUGAAGGCAGACCCGAUGCCAACAUUAGAGAUGCUACCACAUCUUUGAUCCCUUUAUUUGAACAAGGCAUAUGUCGGAUGGGGAAUGAUAUGUUCAGCAAAUGGAUUUCCUCAACUCGGACGUCUGGAGAUGGCACUCACCAAACUACAGAACCGGUUGAUAGAGGAAAGAGCAAUGUCGCAGCUUACAUGUUUAAAACUGAAUGAUCUCAAGUACAUGGAUGAUGUGCCAGAAGGUUUCAAGUUUCUGAAAUCGCUCUGUGAGUUGCAUUUGAAAGAUAUGCCUGUGAAUUUUGAGAACAACCUAAGAGGAAAGGAGUUCGUGAAAGUCCUGUCACGGACUAUGUAUCAGUUUUGAUUUGGACAUACGUUGAAUACUGCAGACACAAAGUUAUAUCUGCAGUAGUCAGGCACAUUGACACUUCAAUUCUGUUCUUUUUUUUUUUGUUGAUUGCAAACUUUAGAUUAAAAUGAAUUUUCUGAUUAAAUUCUCACGUUGUAAUUUGAAUCACCAAGUGGUCUAGUGGUUGACAUGUUCCCUCCCACUGCGGAGGUAGGGGUUCGAACCCUGUAAUUGCCAAAAAUCCACUCCAAUUUAGGGAGUUUGGAUGUAGUCUAGGGAUCACUAGUCUAGGGUAUUAAAAAAAAAAAAUCUGGUGAUGUGCUUUGGGCAGAAAAUUUACUUGAUAAUGUAUUUGUU